AACAGUUAUGUUAGACGGACUAAAAACAAAAGAUGUGGCUACGGCUUCUAUGAUGCUGCUUAAAGGAGACGUUAUCGCUGUACCUACAGACUCUGUGUAUGCGUUGGCUGCCUCUGUAAAAUGUCCAAAAAGUAUAGACAAAAUAUUUGAUUUAAAAAGUCGAUCUAGAGAAAAGAAUAUUACUCUUGUGUUGCCAAGUAUACAGGCAUUGGAAGAAGCCGACCCAAUCUUCCAUGAUCGUUUGUGGGCUUAUAUCAAAUACUGCUGCCCAUGCUCCGUUGGUUUCGUGGUUCCCAAAGGGGAUUGGCUUGAUAACAUUUGUCCUAAAUCCAAAGAUCUCAUUGGGGACAAAACGAGCAUUUGUAUUCGAAUACCAAACUGCACUAUUUUAAGUUUAUUAACAUUAACCUCUGGGCCUUUAGUUAUUUCGUCUGCUAAUAUUGGUGGGGAACCGGAUAGCACAAGUUCUUCAAUGGUCCAACAAGCUUUUGGUAACAAAAUUGCUGGCAUAUUAUGUGGUGGUGAUUCGCCACAAAAGAAGUCAUCAAGCAUAGUAAACUGUCUACACUUUGACUCAGAUCAAAUUAGUUAUUUUCGAAUUGAAGGUACGGACCAGAAGAAAUUAUUUGAUGACUAUCAAGCAGCAAAAUUAAAUGUAAUAAAUCGGUCAAUCACUAGUAUUCUUGGUACGCAAAAUACUUGAACAAGACACAUGGAUGAGUUAAAUGAAUAAAGGCAAAAAAAAAAAAUGAUUCGUAUUGAAAAAUUACCAUCGAUUGUAUCAUUAGGGAAUUUUUACAAGCUUUUAUUUACCUUGCUUCCUCGGUUGUGCUUUUGUCUGUCGCGCUAUUGUUUUUAUGGAUCGAAAAUGGCGAGCGAUAUUUUGACCACUUGUAACUGCCUGAUUUCUCUGAGACUUGGCACGUGUGUCAAGACAUGAUGACAAUGCAAUCUGUUAUAAAAUUUGAAUUACUUGGAUGCUUAAUUAAUUUUUAAAGUAUUGAUUAAAAUUUCCAAUAUAAAAAACUUUAAUGUGAAGUUUGUAUCCAAAUAUUUUCGAUGCUUUCAACUAUUAUUUUGA
Physella acuta is the source of this 1081-nucleotide messenger RNA. Its product is annotated as threonylcarbamoyl-AMP synthase. Gene Ontology annotation, molecular function: double-stranded RNA binding; nucleotidyltransferase activity; tRNA binding. Gene Ontology annotation, cellular component: cytoplasm. Lineage: Eukaryota; Metazoa; Mollusca; Gastropoda; Physidae. Gene Ontology annotation, biological process: regulation of translational fidelity. The record is from RefSeq and is a predicted model, not a curated record.